Molecule: messenger RNA, 1515 nt
Organism: Sugiyamaella lignohabitans
Lineage: Eukaryota; Fungi; Ascomycota; Dipodascomycetes; Dipodascales; Trichomonascaceae
Gene: COX10
Product: Cox10p
Exons: 1
Coding region: 1-1515 (504 amino acids)
Biological process (GO): heme biosynthetic process
Cellular component (GO): mitochondrial membrane; mitochondrion
Molecular function (GO): protoheme IX farnesyltransferase activity
Source: RefSeq, a predicted model, not a curated record
AUGCUCUACAGGUGUCAGAGCUAUGAAAAGAAUGAACUGAUACGGGCUCUGAGUCACUUUUCAAGUGCUGCUAGAUCAACUACAACUUCUAAGCUCUGUAGACACUUCUCUUCAAGCCGGAAUCUCUUAAUACGGUCCGCUGCAGCACGGUCGUCAAGUGAUGUCUUAAGACAGGAUACCUUUUUCUCGAAUAUUUAUCUUAGUCAAGGCCAUAGUCGGAACUCGUCUUCAAAAUCUGCUUCAGUAUCUUCUAUUUUAUAUCCCAAAAGUGACUUGGAUCUAGGUUCUGUGCCCUCAUCUCCUGUCAAUACAUCUGAGUCUGACCCAUCAAAUGCGUCUUCCGGCAGGGCCAAGGCCACUGUCUACUCGUCGAGUACCAGAUCAGCAAUCUUCUCGCGGUCUGGUUCGGAUUCUAAUAAUAAGACCUCUGAUGAGUUACGAACUGCAUCAAAAGAAAACUCAACAGCGACUGAUACCAUUCCAAUAAUCCCUUUUGAAGUGCGACAGCUGGAUCACUCGUCGCCCCGAAGGUCGAAACCUGUCACAGAAAUUCCUUUUUAUGCCCCAUAUUUAGCAUUAACAAAGCCUCGAUUGAGUGCUUUAGUGGUUUUAUCUGCCAUGUCUUCUUAUGCAUUAACACCUUACGACGCUACUUUGUCGCAACUGCUGUUCCUGACUAUCGGUACUGCACUUUCUUCGGGUUCAGCAAAUGCCAUUAAUAUGGCUAGAGAAUAUGAGUAUGAUGCUCAAAUGACUAGAACUCGUACCAGACCGGUGGUCCGAGGACUUUUGAGUCCCGGACAAGCUUUUGGAUUUGCCGGCUUGUCUGGCACUCUAGGAGUAGCAUCUCUUUAUUUUGGAGUAAAUCCUACUGUAGCGGCCUUGGGUGCUGCUAAUAUUGUUCUUUAUGGCUGGACCUACACUUCAUUGAAACGAAAAUCUAUUAUUAAUACCUGGGUAGGCGCUGUUGUAGGAGCUAUUCCCCCCUUGAUGGGAUGGGCUGCUUCCAGUUCGUUGACUGAUCCUGGCGCUUGGGCUCUUGCUGGCUUAUUAUAUGCUUGGCAAUUCCCUCAUUUCAACUCGUUAAGUCAUAAUAUUAGAGAAGAAUACCGUCGUGCUGGCUAUGUCAUGGCCGCUUGGACAAAUCCCUCUCUAAAUGCACGAGUGGCUCUUAAAUACAGUGUGGCUAUGUUUCCCCUGUGUAUCGCUCUCAGUUAUUAUAAUGUGACUGAUUGGUUCUAUGCCAUUGAUAGUGGAAUUCUUAAUGGCUGGCUCACUUAUCUUGCAUUUAAAUUCUGGACCGAACAACGACACAUUGUAGGACCUGUUAUCGAAGCUGCUUCGUCGUCAUCUGCUGGUGGUAGCAGUUCAUAUGCUAGAAAACUUUUCUGGGGAAGUGUACUACAUCUCCCUGGUGUUCUCGUUCUUGCAAUGAUACAUAAAAAGGGCCAAUGGGAUUGGUUAUGGCCACAGGAGGAGGAAGAGGAAGAGGACAUCGAUGCUGAUGAAGAAUAG